AUGUUGGUCUCUUUCCUGAACGAUGUUAAGGUUUACAACCUCACAGCAGGAAAGUCAUUACCGGAAUGGCUUUCCGAAAGGAAAAGGCGAAAGCUGCUUCGCGGAGACGUCGAACUGCAACGAAGAAUUGAGCUCAUUCAAGAUUUCGGCAUGCCGGAUGCCAGCUCCUGUGUCCAGCUGACUAACGACCACAACUACAUCUAUGCUGCAGGUAUAUAG
Messenger RNA from Soboliphyme baturini, 219 nucleotides. The record is from the annotation of a GenBank genome assembly. Lineage: Eukaryota; Metazoa; Nematoda; Enoplea; Dioctophymatida; Soboliphymatidae.